AUGCACGAAAACACGCUCGUUUGUGAUAUGGGAAACAAACACGGUUGUCUGAGUGCCGCUUGUUCCUCCAAACAUGCAAAGAAGAGUUUAACAAUAGCCACAACAGAAAACAUUCAAAAUGCGUCAAAUAACGAAGAAGAAAAUCGAUUAAAUAUCAAUCAUGCGAAUGAAGAGGAACUAAUGCUUCUCCCAGGAAUCGAUCGUCGUAUAGCACAAAAUAUAAUCGAACAUCGUCAAGCCACCGGAAACUUUAAAAAUGUAGAAGAUGUUGCCUUAGUAAAUGGUAUUAAUGCUGAUGUAUUCGCCAUCAUUUCCGCUGACAUCUGUAUUGAAAAUCCUCCUGAAUCGGAUAAUUUGCACUUAAACUCGAAGUCAUCUACAAUCAUGACACCAUCGAUACCACAAACUGGUACAACUGCUACACAUAACAAUGAACGUGUAAAUAUAAAUAGCGCUACACUUGACGAACUUCGAACAAUACCCGGUUUAGAACAGAAAUUAGCCGAACGAAUAAUUCGACAACGAGAAAAGAAAGGACCAUUCCAGUUUGUCGAAGAUAUGUUAAAAAUAAAAGGUUUUAAUUACAUGGUAUUAGAUUCUAUUAGACCGCAUGUAACAGUUGAUCAUCAACAAGUCAAUGAGUCUGAUGAUAAAUGUUACGAGUGCACAAAUCAUAAUAAGAAUGGUACGGAUACAAAACAUGGUAGUGUGAUAACCGUACCGGAUGGUCUCAGUUCAUCUGCCGAUGAUAACAAUAAUUUAAAUUCAAUGUUAAAUCGAAAAAAAAGUAACAGUGACUCAUUAUCAAUUGCGGCUCUAUUGUAUGACAUGCUACCAUCUGAAAUUCAUGCAAUGCUGCUUUCUUAUACAAAUCCAUUAUUGGAACGAAAACUAUUACUAGGCAUAUGCCAGAUAAAUGUCGAAUCUAACGUACGUUUCGCAUCAUGGAACUUGCAACAGUUAAAUUUAGAUAAAGUUAAAAAUCCUGGUGUACGCGAAGUUAUUUGUAGAACAAUAUUAGAAUAUAAUAUAAAUUUGAUUGGAAUACAAGAGAUUGGUCAUAAAGACGCUCUUGAUUUAAUUAUUGAUGAACUAAAUAAUCCAUCAUUAUCGUUAGUCAAAGAAUGGAUGGGCAAACCUGGUAAAUGGAAACAUACCACUAGUGAUUCAUGCGGAGAAAUGCGUCAGGGAAAUGAAUAUCUCGGUUACAUUUACGAUGAAUCAUAUAAUAUAACAUUGAAAAAGGCAUCGUUAUUUCCACUUAAAGAUCACUUUACUCAUUUACCCUAUAUUGCUGUUUAUAAAAUUCACAAUAUUGAAAUUGCACUUGUAAAUGUACAUUUGAAAGCCACACAUCUUGAUGAAGAAGGCAAUGUCAAAACAGUAGAUAAAGCAUUAUCGUUAUCUGCAAUGGCCGAAGCAAUGAAGGAUACAAUAGAGCAGAAACGGGUGAUUAUUUUUGGUGAUUUUAAUCAAAGUCCAGAAUCAGAAGAAUUCAAACCGUUAAUUACACAUGGUUUUUCUUAUUUGACAAAUGCUAAUACAAAUAUAAGUAAUCAAACACCAAAUGGUUCCACAUGUGUUGAUAAUAUGUGGCUGUCUACAGAAGUAAAACAAUUUCAUACAAAUAAUUUUGGUGUUAUUCGUGAUAAUUUAACAAGUCCAUGGAUUCCAAACGGCUGGGACUGGGGUGGACUUGUCUCCAAUCAUUGUCCAAUUUGGACUGAUUUUGAAAUUUCAGAAUACUGUUGA
Molecule: messenger RNA, 1752 nt
Organism: Didymodactylos carnosus
Lineage: Eukaryota; Metazoa; Rotifera; Eurotatoria; Philodinida; Philodinidae
Source: the annotation of a GenBank genome assembly